AUGUGGGGUUUAAGACUCCGGUCCCUGCAAAAACAGUGGGCACCAGUUCGAACUCGAGCUCUGUCAAGCUUCAAAAGUCAUGCAUCUCCGCGCGGUCCUCGCAAUAGCAUAAAAGGACCAAAUCUCAUCCAGACUGCGAGGAAAGCCGAACCCUUACAGCAGCCUGUGCCUGCUGCCCCUGCGUCCCAAGAUGCCAUAGGUCCCAACUACGACCCUUUGCAGAACACGCUACUUUCUCCCGUUUACGUGCCUGAAGACCCCAGAGGUGUGCUUAAAGAAAACCACCCGGCAACUUCAAUACUGGCAAACUCGGGAAUAGUCGUACAACGAGAACUAGAGAUGAUGAAUGUUCUGAUUGGGUUUGAACAAGCGAAUAAGUAUGUCAUCAUGGAUGCGCAGGGAUAUCACAUUGGGUAUAUGGCAGAACAGGAUAAGGGAUUGGCAAGUACAAUGGCACGGCAGUGGUUCCAUACCCACCGAAGUUUCGUGACACAUGUAUUUGACCGACAAGAAAAUGAAGUCCUUCGAUUCAAUCGCCCGUUCUCUUGGAUCAACUCCCGAAUUCAUGUAUAUGACCCUCUCGAUCAAACCCCAAAUGCUCACUCGGCAUCCACCUCUCUUCAAAGCACAACACCAGGUUCUCUCAUUGAACCUGGCGCCAGCUCCAGCGCAAGGAUAUCCCCACUUGGACUCGGUCAAAUGCGAGUUAUCGGCGAAGCCCAGCAGCAGUGGGCACCUUUACGGCGAAAAUACAAUCUCUUCACCCAUCACCAGUCGCCAAACCCGGAAACAGACAUGGGAACCCAUAAUAUCGCACUAUCCGACUCUGGUUUAUCACGCGCACAGCAGAUGCAACUAAUACAAACAUCCAACCAAGACCAGGGUCAAUUCAACCAAUUUGCCUAUGUUGAUGAGCCCUUUCUAUCAUGGGAUUUCUCCCUGAAAUCAGCAGACGAUCAGUUAAUUGGAUCCGUCAAUCGCAAUUUUGCAGGAUUUGCUCGCGAAAUCUUCACGGACACAGGUGUCUACGCAAUGCGAAUGGAUUCUGCAGCUCUCGGCACAGAGACACCACACAAAAACAAAGCCUUAGGCAUGACCCUCGACCAACGUGCUGUCAUGUUGGCUACAGCUGUAAGCAUUGAUUUCGAUUACUUCAGCCGCCAGCAUGGCCAUGGUGUAUUUGGCUUUCCGGCGUAUGGAGUCCCUAUGGGCGGCCAGGCUCCUGCCGGCGGUGCAGCUGCAGAAGGCGCCGCCACCGGUGAGGCUGGAGCUAUUGGUGGAGCCGCUUCUGGAACUCUUGAACGAGUUGGAACUGCCGGUGGUAUGCCAAAUGGUAUGGUUGGAGGCGCUACCACCGCCGGUGCAAUGGCUGGAUAUGAAGCAAUGCAGAGGGCGAACACAGGCGAUCCAAAUGCCUCGGCAUCAGAGCCGACGGACCCGGGCUCACAAGGUUUCCAGGAUAAACCUCGAGACCCUUGGGAGGAUGGCUCUUGGGGUGACGAAGGGGGUGACAUUGGUGAUGGGGGUGAUGGGGGUGAUUAUUUCGACUGGUGA
Messenger RNA from Penicillium hordei, 1554 nucleotides. RefSeq names its product scramblase family protein. The transcript is spliced from 3 exons. Gene Ontology annotation, molecular function: phospholipid scramblase activity. Gene Ontology annotation, biological process: plasma membrane phospholipid scrambling. The record is from RefSeq and is a predicted model, not a curated record. Gene Ontology annotation, cellular component: plasma membrane. Lineage: Eukaryota; Fungi; Ascomycota; Eurotiomycetes; Eurotiales; Aspergillaceae. Bases 1 to 1554 code for a protein of 517 amino acids.